This is a messenger RNA of Gongylonema pulchrum, 677 nucleotides long. The record is from the annotation of a GenBank genome assembly. Lineage: Eukaryota; Metazoa; Nematoda; Chromadorea; Rhabditida; Gongylonematidae.
GUCCGAGCUGUGGGAGGUGAUUAUGCACUCAGUUUAAUGUGCGGCGCAAGCGUGAUGGAAUGCACUGUGUCACGGUGGUUCUCGUUCAUGGGGACGUAUAACGAAGAUGUAGGUGUGCCGUUUCACAUCGAAUUUGUGCCGAUCGCAGCUUCACCUUACAACCAACAGUCGCUGGAUACACUCAGUACACCGGCCGCGCGCAGCAUUCAGCCACCUUCUACUCGAGUGCACGUUUGCUCUGAAGCUGCUCAUCCGGGUGAAAAAUGUCAGAUUGCAUCGAUCGAUUGUAUGCUAAUUUUGUCAUUGUUCGGAUUUGGUGGACUGUGUUUUGCUGUUCUAUUCCUUGCUGCGAUGCACUAUGGCCUAAAGAAAGGACCUGACAACGAUCUAAGCGAUUUUAAGCCAGCUGCUGGAACGCUAGAUGAUACUGACCUUGGAACGAUUGAUACACUCGGAUCGUGGAUUGAGUCACAGCUCGAACUGAUUUGUGCACAUUAUGGACAGUUGUGUGCGAAACGUCCGCUAACAGUAUUCACGUUUGGCAUGCUUACUGCGCUAUUGUGCUCUAGCGGUCUGUUUUUCGUUCGUUUUACUACUGAUCCCGUGGAACUAUGGUCGUCGAGAACAAGUCGGGCGAGGAGCGAAAAAACUUUCUUCGACAGUAAGUUCGGGUAGGU